Bubalus bubalis (water buffalo) is the source of this 951-nucleotide messenger RNA. Its product is annotated as vomeronasal type-1 receptor 4-like. Gene Ontology annotation, biological process: G protein-coupled receptor signaling pathway. Gene Ontology annotation, cellular component: membrane. Lineage: Eukaryota; Metazoa; Chordata; Mammalia; Artiodactyla; Bovidae. Bases 1 to 951 code for a protein of 316 amino acids. The record is from RefSeq and is a predicted model, not a curated record. Gene Ontology annotation, molecular function: pheromone receptor activity. The transcript has a single exon.
AUGUCUGCCCGGGAUUUGGCAGUAGAAGUGAUCUUCUUAUCGCAGACUGUAUUUGGAAUGCUGGGGAAUUUCUCUGUUCUUUACCAUUAUUUCUUCCUUUGCUGCACUGGGCAAAGGCUGAGAACCACAGAUUUGAUUGUCAAGAAUCUUAUUGUAGCCAACAUCUUGGUUCUCUUCUCCGGUGGAUUUCAUGAUACAGUGAAAAAUUUUGAGUGGCAUUUCAUGGACAGUGAUUUUGCAUGCAGAUUUUUCCCGUAUGUUCGUGUAGUUGGCAGGGGCGUGUCCAUUGGCACCACCUUCCUCUUGAGUGUCUUCCAGGCCAUCACCAUCUGUCCCACGACUGUCAAAUGGGCAGAACUUAAAGUGAAAGCUCUCAAAUGCAUGGUUCCUUCAGUUACCUUGUGCUGGACCCUGAACAUGCUGGUGAAUGUCAUUUUUCCUAUGUAUAUGAGCGGAACAUUGAGAAACAGAAGCAUCACAAACAGAAAAGAUUUCGGAUACUGUAGCGCUGUCAGUCAUGGCCAACCUGAAGACUCAUUAUAUGCAGUAUUACUCUCCUUUCCUGAUGCCUUAUGUUUUGUGCUCAUGAUCUUGGCCAGUGGCUUCACAGUUUUCAUCCUGUACAGGCACAAGCAGAGGGUCCAAAACUUUCAUAGGACCAACAUCUCCUCCAUAUCCUCCCCUGAGUCCAGAGCUACCAAAACCAUCCUUCUCCUGGUGUUCACCUUUAUCUUUUUCAACAUCCUUACUUUUUUAUGUAAUAUUAUUUUGGCUAUUUUUGACAGUAUUGAUGUUUUCUUUGUGAAAACCUCUGCAAUAAUCAUUGCAUGUUUCCCAAUGCUCAGCCCCUUUCUGCUCAUGAGCCGAGACUCCAGGAUAUCCAGGAACUGCUUUGCUGGGAUAAGGCACUCAAAAUCUCCUACCCCUAUUUGUGCUAAGUCUCUUCAGUAA